Molecule: messenger RNA, 2960 nt
Organism: Xyrichtys novacula (pearly razorfish)
Lineage: Eukaryota; Metazoa; Chordata; Actinopteri; Labriformes; Labridae
Source: the annotation of a GenBank genome assembly
AUGUUACAGCCGGAUUUUGUCCAACUCCAGUCUGAAGGACGUGAUUUAGUUAAAAGCUGCGAUGAGAAGUGUCCGCCUGAAGGAGAGGAGGGAAACCCGUUUAACUUCACCCCACAGCUCAUCCGCGUGCACAAGGACCACGAGCUGUUUGAGGUAACCUUAGUAACAACACGCCAAACGUUCUGACCGUUACCUGCAGAUAACAGACCGGUCCGAUACUGACCGAUACUUAUUCUGCAUACGUUCUAAUAUCGGUUAUCUUCACAUACAUGACCUUAACUUGACUGAAUGACUGUUGUUACAGGAUGGAGACAUUCAGAGACACCUGUACCUGCAAGACCUCUACAUAUCAGAGACGGAGGACAAGCCAGCACUCAGGUGGGUCAUCAAAAAAGACCUGUCAGUGCUGAUGCACAGGAGUAGAGAGGUAACUUCAGUCUUUAUUAGAAAACCAAACAAAAUUAAUGUGUAGAUAAUGUCACUUUUACUAUAACAUGUCUUGACUUUUGAACUUUGGAUACUUGGUAUUUUUACUCUGUCAGGUCAAACUGUUUUGAAGAAGAAACUCAAGACUCACCUUUUUAACUAGGAUUUUCAUCAACUGCCUUUUUAUAUUUCUCUUAUGUUCAUUUUCAUCGAAGUUCUUUUAUUUUACGUCAUUUUUAUCUCUGUUCUUAGUUUUUUUUUCUUAAUUUCCUUCUUAGAGGUUUUUACUCCUUUUACCCCUUUUACAUGGUAAAGAGCUCUUACUUAUCUGUUCAUUUAACAUUAUUUUCUUCUUUUAGUCCAUCAGGUUUUAGUCUUUCUUUUUACCAUUUUAUUCUUUCUUUUUUAUUUUUAUCUUCAGUGUUUCCCAAUGGUAGCUUUUUCCUCACGUAAUGUCUCGGUGUCAGGACUUUCCUCUUUAACAAUAUAUCUUAAAUUCUCACACUGCGUGCGCUUGUGUGUGUGUGUGUGUGUGUGUGUGUGUGUGUGUGUGUGUGUGUGUGUGUGUGUGUGUGUGUGUGUGUGUGUGUGAGUCCAUGGGUGUGUGUGUGGGUGGGAGGGUCGGGUUUUAUAGUUGUUAAUUGUUGUUUUUAGCCUCUGUGAGAAACUUUGAACCAUAUUUUUGUCUGAAAAGUGCCAUAAAAAUACAGUUAAUGAAUUUGAAACUUCACUUUAGGUGUGCACAUAUUAGGAUUGCAUCAUGCUCAAUGUUAUUGGCUUAAUGCCGACAUCCUCAAGUAAAAACUUAACGGGGUCAAUAUUGUAUUUGCUGACAGUUUACAAGUGCCAACGAUCGGAUUCAACGAGUUGGCAGUUUGGACGUAUUUUUAAAAGUCAUAAACAGUCUACAAAUGAGCUGAUUGUGAUGCAAAGAGGAGCAAAACGGCCCUCCUUACCAGUCUGGUUCAGUCACCGUCGUGCUCCUCUUGUCUCCUCUCAGUCUGUCAGAGUUUGCCUGUCACAUUUCUGGCUGCAGUGCAGUCUUCAGCACUUUAGAGGAGUAUGAGCACCACUACAACUCCCUGCACAGACAUGUGUGCUGCUCCUGCCGGCGCUCUCUGCCAAGUGCCCGGCUCUUGGAUAUUCACAUUCAAGAGUGGCAUGACUCUCUCUUUACGAUCCUCGCCCAGAGACAAGAUAUGGUAAGUCAGUGGCAGUUGUUUUGGGGGGUUGUGUUCAUUGCUAUCACAUCAUUAACUCCAUUUAAGCUUAAUUUUGAGCACAAUGUCAUUUUUUAUAUCCGCCAAUGACUUAAAGGCUUCUUUCUGUUUAACCUAAAAUCAGAAAUAGACAGUUAGUCCUGCUUUGUGCAACAGAUUAUUUCCCAUGUCCAGAUCUUGGCCAAAUUAAACACAAAUAUCCUGUAAUGCCGUUUAUCUGAGCUGCUGCCUGAUGCUUCCUUCACACUUUCAGUACCAAUGUCUGGUGGAGGGCUGUGGACAGAAGUUCAGGACGAGUCAACACAGAAAGGAGCAUCUAAUAAGAACUCACAAGUAUCCUCCAGACUUCAGAUUUGACAAACCCAAAAAGGACAAAGGGUAAGACUGAACUUUUCAUUUAUAGCCACUAGAUGGCAGCACAGUGUCAGUACAGAUAGUCUUAAAAGGUUAAACGAGUAAAAACAUACUCACCAUUGAAUUUAAUCUUUCUAAAAAUUGCUGAAGCUUAAACAUUUACAAUUUUUUUUCAUAUUUUGUCAAUAUCGCAUAAUGCAGACAGUAAUCAGUGCCAACUUUUCCUCAAAGUUACUUCAGAAUCUUGACUUUUUCCAGCUGUCCUGAUCCCACAACAAUAAACAAUUUUUUUAUAUUUGCUGAAAUAAAAUCACUUUUGUAAUUUUGUAUUAUUUUUUAUUGAUGUACACAGAGAGAAGAAGAGACAGCAGCAGACAGACACAGCCAUGGAGGUAGCAGACAGUGUGUGCGAGUCUGAGGGUGUGUGUGAAGUUAUGUGUGAUGUGCCGCCUGACCAGCCUGAGUCCAUGGAGACGCGUGUGUUCGAGGGAGAAGCUGCUCACACGGCAGAGUCUGAGGGGCACACAGAUCUAUCUGCAACAGGCCACAGCACUGAGAAUACAAACUCUGAGGCGGUCAAACCACGAUACUCAUACAGGUUAGUGUUCAAAGACAAGCUUGAUGUUGUCUAAUGGUGUGUUUACUUUUUGCUCCCUCAAAAAAAACCGAACAUGUCAUCCAAGUGGAGAAAGUUUUAGGGCUAACUUCUAGAUUUUAGAGCCAUAAGGUUAGAUUUUCCUCUCUUCAAAGAUUAAAAUUAAAGAAAAUAUAGAUGCAUCACUUAUUCUCUGUGUUAUAUAUUUUUUUUUCGCUGACAAUGAGAAAAAUUAUUGCUGUAUUUUUAACAUCUAAUGAAAAAUUACAUCCAUGUUCGUGUCCCACAGGGUCCCUGCAAAUGUGUGCUUUGGUCACGGCUCUGUACGAGGUUUCAGAGGACGGCGAGGAGGACGGGGGAAAUGA